CAAAAUGUCUCUGAAGCAACUCUUUGUCUAUGCCUGCCUGAUCUUGGCAUUGAAUUGGACUUUUACCUCCGCCGAAACCCCAGUGAGGCAAUGUGCCAAUGAGAGCAAUCCGCUGCCGCUGAUGGUGCAAAUCAAUGACUGCGAUGAGCUGCCAUGUGACUUAACCAAAGGCGAGGAAGCCACAAUUGCCAUACAAUUCGUAGCAACACGCAACUCAAUGCGUCAACUAACUGCGCGAGUGCAUCUGACUUCGUUGGGUGUCACCAUUCCCUAUGAAUUGGAUUCCGAGCGUGGCAAUGUGUGCCAGAAUCUGUUGCAUGGCGCUUUUUGUCCCCUCGAUGCUGGCGAGGAUGUCACCUAUAGAUUAAUGCUGCCUGUGGCCAGCAAUCAGCCCGAGGUGCCAACGAGGCUGCAAGUGACGCUCUACGAUGCGGAGAAUGUGGAUCAAGUUGUUUCCUGCUUUCUGGCUGAUACCAGAAUUAAGAAGUCCAGCUCUUAAGUUAAGUUUGUGUGGCAGACAUUGUAUCAAUGUUUGGCCAAUUAAUGAUAGCAACUACAUACAUAUUUAUGCCGUAAGCAGCUAACCUUUAAGCCACCCAAAACACUAUUAGCCAUUAUGAAUAAAUAAU
Messenger RNA from Drosophila albomicans, 629 nucleotides. It is a transcript of the gene Npc2c, whose product is annotated as NPC intracellular cholesterol transporter 2. Lineage: Eukaryota; Metazoa; Arthropoda; Insecta; Diptera; Drosophilidae. Gene Ontology annotation, biological process: intracellular cholesterol transport. The transcript is spliced from 3 exons. The record is from RefSeq and is a predicted model, not a curated record. Gene Ontology annotation, molecular function: sterol binding. The coding region runs from base 5 to 499 and encodes 164 amino acids.